AUGGUCGAUGCUCUUCUCGCACACAUGAAAAGCAUCGGGGAGUUCUUGCAGCACACCAACAACAUGGCCCCUGAUGUGAAAGAGAGGAUCGCACAGAACCAGCUCGACCAGCUCUUGCACAGGCUAAGUCUCAUCAAUGUUUUGACUACAGAGCAGGCGACAACUUUGUCCGGCCACUUUGAAGGCAGCUGCUUCAGCGACAGCCAUCGGGCGACAUGGGUUGAAGCAGUCUCAUCGAAGAUCGCUGCCGGCAACCGAAGCUCUGGCAGGAAGCCGAACCAGGUGUUGCUCCAUUUCGGUGCCUACCUCACCCCCAGCGAAGUCCAGUUGCUGCAAGGCGACGGCAACGUGGCUGUCAAGCUGGAAGCCCUCGUGAGCCGGUGCAUCAUGAUCGGAUUGACAAACCCGACCGAACAGACGAUCGGCCACGUGAUUACUUCAGGAAAGCAGCAUGGGAUCGUCUGUUCACAGACGGAAUCCUUCGACCUGGUUCAAGAGUUCAAAAGGCUCUUGAAAAAUAAGAGGAAAAGUGCACCUUCGUUCACCCUGCACUUGCAGCACUACCCCGCCGACCCCAUGCAUCUGCCCACGGAAAUCUUGAACUCCGCAUACACCGCCGAGCAGCCCAUGCCGCUGCAGCAAGUCGUGCUUGCACAUGGGAGUGCCCAGUCGCAAGUCGUGCUCCGCCGAAGCAGCAAAGUGGUGAGAGACACUUUGCCGGCGAGGCAGGCAUCGCAAUCUGCCAACAUGUUCGGUACCCCGGAUGCUGCAAGGACCAUGUUCGGCAUGAUGCAAAUGUUGAUGGGGAAUGCAGGCAUGCAGCAGGGCAGUGGCCAGAGCUCGGGUUUGCAAAAUUUGCACAUCUUUGGUACGAGGUCGAGUGGUUCGCAGGCCAGCCAGCAGCAACCGAAUGCAUCGUCAAGUGCAGGAUUGCAUGAACAACAGGCUCUCCAGUUGCCUGCCUCGACAAGUGCCGGCACGGGUCAGCAGGCGGCUCUGACGAGUGGCCUGCCGUCGUCGUCGAUUGGGUUGCCGAACACUAGCCAGCCAGCAGGGAAUCCGGCCAGCAACACAUUUCAGACGGAGUUGCCCAUGGAUGAGCCACUCGCCAAUGACCUCAUGGGGGAGGUGGACAAGUCCACCAAUAUCGUGACGGAGGCUUUGGACACGAAGAAGAAGCCAAAAGCCUAUAUCCUGCCCAGCAAGCCGGAGUUAUAA
Messenger RNA from Symbiodinium sp. CCMP2456, 1218 nucleotides. The record is from the annotation of a GenBank genome assembly. Lineage: Eukaryota; Dinophyceae; Suessiales; Symbiodiniaceae.